CUUUACGGUACUUAUAAAGCUGCAACGAUUGGUUCUUGUAAUACUCCAAAACCUUCUUUACUAGAUUUUAGAGGUAGAGCCAAGUGGGAUUCUUGGAAUGAAUUAGGUGAAAUUUCAAAAGAGGAGGCAAAACAACGUUAUAUCGAUAUUUUGGAACAAGCAAAUUUUGGAUGGAGUAAAGAUCGUAUGGACAAUGAAGAAACGAAGGCUAUUCCACAAGAUAGAUAG
Messenger RNA from Racocetra fulgida, 228 nucleotides. The record is from the annotation of a GenBank genome assembly. NCBI's taxonomy places the organism in Eukaryota, Fungi, Glomeromycota, Glomeromycetes, Diversisporales, Gigasporaceae.